This is a messenger RNA of Lutzomyia longipalpis, 1484 nucleotides long. It is a transcript of the gene scf, whose product is annotated as calumenin. The record is from RefSeq and is a predicted model, not a curated record. Gene Ontology annotation, molecular function: calcium ion binding. Gene Ontology annotation, cellular component: endoplasmic reticulum. NCBI's taxonomy places the organism in Eukaryota, Metazoa, Arthropoda, Insecta, Diptera, Psychodidae. The coding region runs from base 240 to 1205 and encodes 321 amino acids. The transcript has 3 exons.
AUGUAUUGAUAAACCCCUAAAUUUUUUGGGUUCCAACUCAUUGUUGGAGUUGUUGGAACUCAAAAGUCACAAAAAAAGUAACUUCCUCACAAAUUUUCGCAUUUUUAGUUAAGAAUCCCAUUUGCAAGGCCACAAUUUUAAUCCAAAUCGUCCUUCUCCAGCAACACAAAGUCUGGGUGGACUUUUUUCAACUCAUACAUACAGUAAUUUGCUCUGUAAAGUGAACAAAACACUCAAGGAUGCUGCAAAUCUGUGUUACAUUCAUCAUGGUGACCAUCCUGGCGGCUUCGGCUAUCCCAAAGCCAGAGGAGAAGCGUGUGGUAGACUAUGAUCUGUCGGACGCACAGCACUUUCAAAAUGAGCAGCACAACACACAAUAUGAUCACGAGGCGUUCCUUGGGAAGGAGGAAGCAAAGACUUUCGAUCAACUACCCCCGGAAGAGAGUAGAAGACGUUUAGGGGUAAUUGUGGAUAAGAUUGAUGCUGACAACGAUGCACUAGUGGAUUUGGCUGAGCUGAAAAAUUGGAUCCAAUUCACACAGCGGCGAUACAUUGAGGAUGAUGUAGAGCGUCAGUGGAAGCAGCACAAUCCUAGUGGUAAUGAAACGAUUCCCUGGGAAGCCUAUCGAAAGGCCGUGUAUGGGUUUAUGGAUGAUAUGGAUCCACGUGAUUUGGAUCGCGAAAAUGAGGGAUUCUCCUACAAAGCCAUGUUAACGAGAGAUCGACGACGAUGGAGUUUUGCUGAUAAAGAUGGGGAUGAUCAUCUCUCACGCAAGGAAUUUACGGAUUUUCUGCAUCCCGAAGACAGUCAAAGAAUGCGAGAUGUUGUCGUCACCGAAACCAUUGAAGAUAUCGAUAAGAAUGGCGAUGGAAAGGUAUCCGUGGAUGAGUACAUUGGAGACAUGUACAGAGCCAGCGAGGAUGGCGAAGAAGAGCCCGAAUGGGUGAAAAAUGAACGGGAAACUUUUGCAAAGUACCGCGAUAAGGAUGCCGAUGGUUUCCUCAACAGUGAAGAAGUUCGUGAAUGGAUCAUCCCAGCAGAUUUCGAUCAUGCCGAAGCUGAGGCUCGUCACCUAAUCUACGAAGCUGACACCGAUGCUGAUGAGAAGUUGACCAAAGAUGAGAUUCUCGACAAGUACGAUCUCUUUGUUGGCUCCCAGGCCACGGACUUUGGUGAAGCACUCACGCGUCAUGAUGAAUUCUAACCCGCCUCUCUAACCCAGUUAAAGAAUCUUAAGCCUGAUUCUCGAAUGCAAUCUUGAACACUUAACAAAAAAGAAUCUCCCCUUAAAUGUUCUUGCGCGCAUCUUUUAUAGUGCCAAAGCAAUUUUAUGUUCAUCUUAUUGUAGUUUUUUUAAGAAAACUUUUUUUUUUUGAAAAAUGUCUCAUCCCCCUUCCUCAUCUUGUGCAUUUUUCAACUCGAUGUUUCUCAUAAAAAUUAUUUUUUGUACUAAUAAAAUUUUUGAGAAAAAAAAAAAGAAAAA